This is a messenger RNA of Triticum dicoccoides, 882 nucleotides long. RefSeq names its product vegetative cell wall protein gp1-like. Lineage: Eukaryota; Viridiplantae; Streptophyta; Magnoliopsida; Poales; Poaceae. The transcript has a single exon. The record is from RefSeq and is a predicted model, not a curated record. The coding region runs from base 60 to 638 and encodes 192 amino acids.
ACCAAUCCUGCACCCAAUUACCCAGAAAUCGGAGAGCACACUGCACACAGCUUCCUGAAAUGGCUGUCAGCAGCUGUAGCUUCUUGGCCAUUGCCAUGGCCCUCGCUCUCCUUAGCGGCCACAUGGCCCACGCCGGCCGCCUCCUGGCGGACACCACGGAGGCAGCAGCGCCCACUGCAACGCCUGCCGCUGUCUCGGGCAUCCCCGCACCGAAGCCGCCCGUGCCCACCAUGCCUACAAUGCCACCAGUGCCAACCGUACCCGCGCUCGCCACACCGCAGGUCACAGUGCCGCCGAUGCCGGCCGUGCCCGCGCUCACUGUCCCGCAGCUCACGGCGCCCCCCAUGCCGGCCGUGCCCGCGAUCACCGUGCCCCAGGUCACGUUGCCGCCCAUGCCGGCCGUCCCUGCGCUCACCGUGCCCAAGGUCACGUUGCCGCCCAUGCCGGCCGUCCCCGCGGUCACUGUGCCCAAGGUCACGUUGCCGCCCAUGCCCGCAGUUGUUGUGCCGAAGGUGACGAUGCCGCCAAUGCCUGCAAUUCCAUCCAUCUCCAUCCCCAAGGUGGCAUUGCCUCCGAUGCCUUCCAUUCCCACUGUGAACGUGCCGAUGCCAUUCCUUGCGCCACCUCCUUCAGCAUAGGCACGAACCAGAGCACCGGGAGCGGGAAUCUACGAUGCUGGUUCAAUGAUUUUGGGAAUGUUUACUUGAUCAUUUGAUUUUGGCCAUUUACCGUUGGCCAGCUUGUUUACAUUGUGCGAUUCCUAUUUUGUUUUUGUGUUUGUGUAGUAUGUAGUACUAUUGGGCUUGUCAAUGGCCAUCUCUUUUUCUUUCUCUUUGUACUGAGUUUUUACAAUGAACAUGUAUGUCAUUUUUAUCACAUUUA